AGAGCAGGGGUGUCAAACUGGCGGCCCUCCAGCUGUUGUGAAACUACAAGUCCCUUCAAGCCUCUACCUUUGGCAGUCAUGCUUGUAACUGUCAAUCUUGCAAUGCCUCAUGGGACUUGUAGUUUGGCAACAGCUGGAGGGUCGCCAGUUUGAUACCUCUGUUGCCAAACUACAAGUCCCUUCAAGACUCUACCUUUGGCAGUCAUGCUUGUAACUGUCAAUCUUGCAAUGCCUCAUGGGGCUUGUAGUUUGGCAAGAGCUGGAGGGUCACCAGUUUGAUACCUGUGGUUUAGAGGAACCAUAC
Staurois parvus is the source of this 304-nucleotide messenger RNA. Lineage: Eukaryota; Metazoa; Chordata; Amphibia; Anura; Ranidae. The record is from the annotation of a GenBank genome assembly.